Molecule: messenger RNA, 977 nt
Organism: Morus notabilis
Lineage: Eukaryota; Viridiplantae; Streptophyta; Magnoliopsida; Rosales; Moraceae
Product: elicitor-responsive protein 3
Exons: 5
Coding region: 360-806 (148 amino acids)
Source: RefSeq, a predicted model, not a curated record
AAAAGUGCAUUUCAUGUGCACCAAAUUCAUAUUGACUUUCGAUUAGAAAAAAAGAAAAAGGAAAAACCCGCGUAAAAUCCGGAUGUCAUAACUGGACAGGUUUUGCUACAUUUUUUUUUUAAUUGUUCGGAUCGGUUAGGUAAUUCACGCGUAAACGUAACAGCGUACAAUGAUAUGAGCAAUAAAAUCAAAUUCUCCGACAUCUUGUUUUCCUUGCACAGUUAAAAAUUUGCCAAAGAAUAUUGUUGAUCCAAUAAAAAAGAAGAAAGAGGACCCGAUUUCCUGUUCUGCCGUUUGGAAUCUCAAUUGUGGUCUUUGAAUAUUCUCUCUUGUUUUUUUCAGCCAAAAAAAAAAAAAAGAUGCUUCAAGGAACGCUUGAAGUUCUUCUUGUUAGUGCUAAGGGUCUUGAGAACACUGAUUUUCUUAAUAAUAUGGAUCCUUAUGUCAUACUUACUUACCGCACUCAGGAGCAGAAAAGCAGUAUUGCAUCAGGAAAAGGGUCAGAUCCGGAGUGGAAUGAGACCUUUGUAUUUAACGUUUCUGAAGGAGUUUCAGAACUCGGAUUGAGAAUAAUGGACAGUGAUAUUUCGCAGGAUGACUUUGUGGGAGAAAUAACAAUCUCCCUAGAGCCUCUACUCCUGGAAGGAAGCAUCCCAACAACAACAUAUAACGUGGUCAAGGACCAAGAAUAUCGUGGAGAGAUUAGAAUUGGCCUCACUUUUAAGCCUGAGGUAAGCUCUGACAUUGGCUACGGCGUUGAAGAGGAGCGCUUCGGCGGAUGGAAGGAGUCUUCUUCUGCGUAUUGAAUGGAUGGUUUUGAUCAGCCAUCAUGUUGUGAUAUGUACCGAGUUCUUGCAGUGGAAAUAAAUGUGAUCUUUGGUUGACAAGACCUCAUGAUAUGUUUACAUGGAAAAUUGUUCAAAUGAAAAUGUUGAUUUUCUUCGGUUUGGAUGUUUGCCUUCAUUGGUUCAUUUUCU